Closterium sp. Naga37s-1 is the source of this 1602-nucleotide messenger RNA. NCBI's taxonomy places the organism in Eukaryota, Viridiplantae, Streptophyta, Zygnematophyceae, Desmidiales, Closteriaceae. The record is from the annotation of a GenBank genome assembly.
AUGGCGGAGCCGGACGUGGGUCCGCUGGUGGCGAGUUUCAUCGACUUCACCGGCAGCGACGACGCCGUCGCGCUGCAGAUGCUCCAGGCGACGAACUGGCAACUGGAGGAGGCGGUGCAGCUGUUCUUCGGGGGGGGCGCGGAGGCCGCAGGCGCGCAGCAGACUGACGCGCAUGGGGGCAGCGCCGUGGGGCCUGCGGGAGGUGCAGGCAACGGGUCACGUGACGCCACUCCCCCGCCUCGCUCCUCCUCCCCGCCACCCCCGCCAGCAGCAGCAGUAGCAGCAGGAGGAGGGGGAAUGGGCGGCAGCAUGGGGGGCGGGGAGGAGGUGGUGCGGGCGCCGCUGCCAGUGAGGCGGGAGGCGCUAUAUGGCGAUGCAUACGCGCUCAACCGCCCCUCCGCUGGCGCUGCCGGUAGAGCGCCUGGAGGGCCCAGUGCGCCGGUGGUGGUGGAUGGGUUUCGGGACUUUGGCGGCGAGGCGGGCACGAGGGCGAGGGCGCGCGGAGAAGGGCAGCAGGGCGGCGAGGUGGGAGCGGCGCGACAGGCGUCGCUGGCAUCGCUGUUUGAGCCGCCCUAUGACAUCCUCUUUGCUGGCUCCUUCGACCAGGCGAAGCAGCGGGCGGGGGCGGAGGGGAAGUGGCUGUUGGUGAACGUGCAGUCGACGGGGGAGUUCGCGUCGCACAUGCUGAACCGGGACGUAUGGGCCGUGCCAGCUGUCAAGGAGACCAUCUCCACCUACUUCCUCCUCUGGCAGGUGGACGCGGCGGCAGCGGAGGGGGCGAAGGUGUGCGGGUACUACCAGGUGGAGGGGCUGCCGGUGGUGAUGGUGCUGCACCCCUCCACGGGCCAGCGCAAGCGCUGCUGGCAGGGGGUGCUCUCUGCUGACCAGCUGCUUGAGGACCUGAUGCCAUUCAUUGACCGUGGCCCCGUGGGGAGCGCACCUGGGGCGGGUGGUGAGGUGCGGCCGCCCAAGAAGCUGCGGGACGUGCCCACAGAGGGGGAUGGGGGAGCGGGGGUGGGGGCAGUGGGGAGCGGCGAGGAGGACGAGGAGGAGCAGCUGCGCCUGGCACUGGCGGCUUCCCUGGAGGGGCACACAGAGGGGCACACAGAGGAAGAGGAGGGCGACACAGAGGGGAGGGAGCAGGGUGGGGCCAUGGGGCCAGGCAGGGACGAUGCCUCGCAUGCGGCAGAGGGCCAGGAGCAGCAAGGGGCGUCGGCAGGAGGGGCAGCGGAGGAGGAGGUUGAGUUACCAGAGGAGCCAGCAGUGGGCACUCCUGCCAGCUGUCGCAUUGCCAUUCGCUGCCCGGAUGGCACUCGGCUGCAGCGUCGGUUCCUCUCCUCGCACUCUCUCCUGGUGCUGCCCCCAUCCUUCAAAGCAACCUGCUUGCCACCCAUCCCACGCCUGUGCACUGUCCCACAUCACCUUCCUGCCAUGCUCCUGCUGAGGGCAUGGUGUAGGCAGCAGGUGCCAGAGGCGGCAGCGGGGAGGCCCUUCCGUCUGUCACAGGCGCUACCCGGCUCCUCACCGCUCGACCUCUCCUCGCCCACCACCAUCGCCGAUGCCGGCCUUGCCAACUCCCUGCUCGCCCUCGCCUGGGACUGA